AUGUGCUAUCCGUCUUUGCAUCGGCUAGUGAGUCAUUGGUUUCCGCCUCGGGAAUAUGCUUUUCUGGCCGGAGUUAUGCAUUCUGGAUACAUUGUUGGCACGGUGCUUGCGUUAUUGUGUAGCGGCUUCUUGAUUGAUUCACCCUUUCAUGGCGGUUGGCCUUUGCCAUUCUACGUGUCAGGCGCUUUGGCUUUUAUUUGGCUUCCGACUUGGAUCUUUCUAGUUAGUGAAACGCCCAAAACGCAUUCUUAUAUUACGAUGGGUGAAAAACGUUACAUUGAGGAUUCUUUAAAACACACAGAGAAUGGAGCUCUCUCUGCGCUGCCUUACAUUGCUGCCCUAGUGUUCAUGUUUCUGCUUACUCCAAUCGAUAGUUUGCUCAUCAAUCGUGGCCUGCUAUCCAUCCCGAGGGCUCGGAAGCUUUGGUCAGCGAUCAGUGCCUUUGGCAAGAGCAUCCUGCUAUUGACGAUCGCCUACAGUCCUCCGAACCACCGAGGCCUUAUCGUUGUUUUACUUGUGAUCAAUGUGGCGCUCUCUUCGUUGAUGCUGAUCGGUUUCAAUCUGGCGGAUUUGGAUUUGGCCCCACCAUAUGCUGGUUUUCUGUUUGCCAUUUUCAAUGCUUGUUCCACCCUCAGCGGUAUGCUUGCGCCGUUAAUUGUCGGCGCUUUUACCAACAUCUAUCCCGCGGAAGUUGCCUGGCGUAAUGUGUUUAUCCUAGCCUCCGCUGUUUCUUGCCUUUGUGGGGUGCUGUAUGUGUUGUUCGGUCGUGCCGAACUUUUGGAUUGGGUGUUGAAUCAGCAUGCCAAUCGACCGGAUAUCCUGUAUCAUCCGUUAGAGCAAGGCAAUUCUACUGACAGUUGGGAUCAGACACUGGAAGAAAUACCAGUCGAUCCAAAUGAACCUCAUUACUCUUCAAAGAUUUGCUAG
Echinostoma caproni is the source of this 927-nucleotide messenger RNA. The record is from the annotation of a GenBank genome assembly. Lineage: Eukaryota; Metazoa; Platyhelminthes; Trematoda; Plagiorchiida; Echinostomatidae.